AUGUUCUGCAAUAGAGCUGUGGAGUUGGUCCGCGAGUUGCAGCGCGCACCCCAAAGGCAGCUGCUGGCAUUCAAUGAGGAUGGACUCAGGCAGAUUCUGGAGGAGAUGAAAAAUGUAUAUGAACAAAGCCAGUCUGAUGUGAAUGAAGCAAAGUCAGGUGGACCAAGUGAUCUGAUACCAACCAUCAAAUUUCGACACUGUUCUUUGCUAAGAAACCGACGCCGCACUAUAGCAUACCUGUAUGACCGAUUGCUUCGGAUUAGAGCACUGAGGUGGGAAUAUGGCAGCGUUUUGCCAAAUGUUUUACGAUUUCACACGUCUGCUGAAGAAAUGGAAUGGUUCAAUCAUUAUAAAAAGUCCCUUGCUACUUAUAUGAGAUCACUGGGAGGAGAUGAAGGUUUGGGUAUUACACAGGAUAUGAAACCUCCCAAAAGCCUAUAUAUUGAAGUACGAUGUCUAAAAGACUUUGGAGAAUUCGAAGUUGAUGAUGCUACAGCAGUGCUAUUAAAAAAAACAAAAUAG
Phyllostomus hastatus (greater spear-nosed bat) is the source of this 522-nucleotide messenger RNA. Its product is annotated as DNA replication complex GINS protein PSF1-like. Gene Ontology annotation, cellular component: GINS complex. The record is from RefSeq and is a predicted model, not a curated record. The coding region runs from base 1 to 522 and encodes 173 amino acids. NCBI's taxonomy places the organism in Eukaryota, Metazoa, Chordata, Mammalia, Chiroptera, Phyllostomidae. Gene Ontology annotation, biological process: DNA replication; DNA strand elongation involved in mitotic DNA replication. The transcript has a single exon.